AUGCACGUUGACCGGUCCCGCUGCCCCGCUCUCGCGUCCCCGCUCCGUCCCAGGUUCAAACCCGGCGCGGUCAAGGCGAUCAUCGCGGAGUGCUUGAAAGACAAGCUCGCCGGGAAGCCGUACGACCCGGACGAGUGUUCGAUGUGGGCGCGCGAGAUCAGCGACGAGAUCAAGCAGAGGGUGAAGAAGCUCGGGUACGAGCGGUACAAGAUCGUGUGCCAAGUCGUCGUCGGCGAGCAAAAGGGAGAGGGCGUCAGAAUGGGCGCGCGGUGUUUCUGGGACCCGAAGACGGAUAACUACGCGGAGGAGGUGUUCACGAGCGAGAGCAUAUUCGCGUGCGGGGCCGCGUUCGGGAUCUAUCUGUAUUGA
Micromonas pusilla CCMP1545 is the source of this 369-nucleotide messenger RNA. Its product is annotated as dynein light chain Tctex2b. Gene Ontology annotation, molecular function: dynein intermediate chain binding. The transcript has a single exon. Lineage: Eukaryota; Viridiplantae; Chlorophyta; Mamiellophyceae; Mamiellales; Mamiellaceae. Gene Ontology annotation, cellular component: cytoplasmic dynein complex; cytoplasm. The coding region runs from base 1 to 369 and encodes 122 amino acids. Gene Ontology annotation, biological process: microtubule-based movement. The record is from RefSeq and is a predicted model, not a curated record.